Molecule: messenger RNA, 4840 nt
Organism: Erinaceus europaeus (western European hedgehog)
Lineage: Eukaryota; Metazoa; Chordata; Mammalia; Eulipotyphla; Erinaceidae
Gene: AASS
Product: aminoadipate-semialdehyde synthase
Exons: 24
Coding region: 102-2882 (926 amino acids)
Cellular component (GO): cytoplasm
Molecular function (GO): saccharopine dehydrogenase activity
Source: RefSeq, a predicted model, not a curated record
CCUCCCUCUUCAAGGCCUCUUUCCCAAUUUCUGUGCUGCAGGAACCCGGGAAUUCGGAGGCUCGGCACCCACCAGUGCUCCGGAGUCCAGGAGAUUUCAAGAUGCUACAAGUACGUAGGACCAAACUGAGCAGUCUGGGCCUCUGCCUGACCAGGGGUCUUAAACACAAAGCUGUGAUGGCAGUGAGGCGGGAGGAUGUGAACGCCUGGGAGAGAAGGGCACCACUAGCUCCCAGGCACAUCAAAGGCAUCACCAAUCUGGGAUACAAAGUUUUAAUCCAGCCUUCUAAUCGACGAGCAAUUCACGACAAGGAAUAUGUCAAAGCUGGUGGCAUUCUUCAGGAAGAUAUUUCUGAAGCUUGUUUAAUUUUGGGAGUUAAAAGACCUCCUGAGGAAAAAUUAAUGUCCAAGAAGACUUACGCAUUUUUCUCCCACACAAUAAAAGCUCAGGAGGCCAAUAUGGGCUUGUUGGAUGAGGUUCUCAAACAGGAAAUUCGCCUUAUUGAUUAUGAGAAAAUGGUGGAUCAUAGAGGAGUCCGAGUGGUAGCAUUUGGGCAGUGGGCAGGUGUGGCAGGAAUGAUCAACAUUUUACAUGGAAUGGGGUUAAGACUCCUUGCUUUGGGACAUCACACACCUUUUAUGCACAUUGGCAUGGCCCAUAACUAUAGGAACAGCAGCCAGGCUGUGCAAGCUGUCCGUGAUGCUGGCUAUGAGAUAUCUCUGGGUUUGAUGCCAAAGUCUCUAGGUCCCUUAACAUUUGUUUUCACAGGGACUGGUAAUGUAUCAAAGGGAGCCCAAGCAGUCUUCAAUGAACUACCUUGUGAAUAUGUGGAACCACAUGAAUUAAAAGAAGUUUCUCAAACUGGAGACCUGAGAAAAGUAUAUGGUACGGUGUUAAGUCGCCAUCAUCAUCUUGUCAGGAAAACAGAUGGUGUAUAUGAUCCUGUAGAGUAUGACAAAUACCCUGAACGCUACAUAAGUCGUUUUAGUAUUGAUAUUGCACCCUAUACAACUUGUUUGGUUAAUGGAAUUUACUGGGAACAACACACUCCUCGCUUACUAACACGGCAAGACCUUCAGAAUCUCCUGUCUCCAGGCAAGUUCUCAGGUGUUGGUGCUGAUGGCUGCCCUGCAUUGCCAAACAAACUUGUGGCAAUAUGUGACAUCUCAGCUGACACAGGAGGGUCCAUAGAGUUUAUGACUGAAUGCACAACUAUAGACCAUCCUUUUUGCAUGUAUGAUGCAGACCAGCAUAUUACACAUGACAGUGUUGAAGGCUCUGGAAUUCUGAUGUGUUCCAUUGACAAUUUGCCGGCUCAGCUUCCAAUUGAAGCUACAGAAUAUUUCGGAGACAUGCUUUACCCUUAUGUUGAAGAAAUGAUCUUAUCAGAUGCAACACAGCCUCUUGAAAGUCAGAAUUUUUCCCCUGUGGUGAGAGAUGCUGUGAUUACAUCCAACGGUAUAUUGCCCGAUAAAUAUAAAUAUAUCCAGAAACUCCGAGAGAGCAGGGAACGUUCUCAGUCACUUUCAAUGGGUACCAAGAAAAAGGUCUUGGUUCUUGGAACUGGUUAUGUCUCUGAGCCUGUACUGGAAUACCUGUCAAGAGAGAACAACAUAGAGAUAACAGUAGGUUCAGAUAUGAAGAAUCAACUUGCACAGUUAGGCAAGAAAUACAGUAUUAAUCCCAUUAGCAUGGACAUUGGUAAACAAGAAGAGAAGUUGCAUUCUUUGGUGGCAAAACAAGAUCUUGUCAUCAGCUUGUUACCUUAUGUAUUGCAUCCUCUUGUGGCCAAGGCGUGUAUCACAAGCAAAGUUAACAUGGUCACUGCAAGUUACAUUACACCACCAAUGAAAGAAUUAGAAAAGAGUGUGGAAGAUGCCGGCAUCACAGUCAUUGGUGAAUUGGGAUUGGACCCAGGUCUUGAUCAUAUGCUGGCAAUGGAAACAAUAGAUAAGGCCAAGGAAGUGGGAGCUACGAUUGAAUCUUAUACUUCCUACUGUGGUGGGCUUCCAGCUCCUGAACAUUCAGACAAUCCUUUGAGAUACAAAUUCAGCUGGAGUCCUGUGGGAGUUUUGAUGAACAUAAUGCAGCCUGCCACCUAUCUGCUGAAUGGAAAGGUGAUGAAUGUCACAGGAGGCAUCUCCUUUCUGGAUUCAGUUACUACCAUGGACUAUUUCCCAGGAUUAAAUUUAGAAGGCUAUCCUAACAGAGACAGCACCAAGUAUGCUGAGAUUUAUGGCAUUCAGUCUGCUCACACGUUAUUGAGGGGCACCCUGAGAUACAAGGGAUAUUCCAAAGCUUUGAAUGGAUUUGUCAAAUUGGGCCUUAUAAACAGAGAUGCAUUUCCUGCCCUGCAAGCUUCAGCUAAGCCUCUCACAUGGAAAGAACUCCUCUGCAGUCUUGUUGGGAUUUCACCUUCUGCCAGCCAUGAUGUACUUAAGGAAGCUGUUUUUAAUAAACUGGGAAGAGACAGUACCCAGCUGGAGGCCACUGAAGGGUUAGGUUUACUUGGUGAUGAGCAAGUCCCUCAGGCAGAGUCUGUAGUGGAUGCACUCUCCAAGCAUUUGGCCAUAAAACUCUCUUAUGGUCCUGGAGAGAAAGAUAUGAUUGUGAUGAGAGACAGUUUUGGAAUCAGACAUCCAUCUGGACACCUAGAACAUAAAACCAUUGAUCUUGUGGUUUAUGGGGAUGUCAAUGGCUUUUCAGCCAUGGCUAAAACUGUGGGGUUACCGACUGCUAUGGCAGCCAAGAUGCUACUUGAUGGUGAAAUUCAAGCUAAGGGCCUGAUAGGACCAUUUUCAAAGGAGAUCUAUGGACCAAUAUUGGAGAGAAUUAAAGCAGAAGGCAUUAUAUAUAACACACAGAGCACAAUCAAACCAUGAUUGAAAAUUGCAUCAUGUUUUUAUUUCACAGACAAUAUAGCUAUUAGCCUUUGUACAACAUGCUUGCUAAAGUGCUAUUUUAAAGUAUAAAGUAUGACAUGUUUUUAUAAAGUCAAUACAAUGGUGUUUGUGAAACAUAAAUCUCUAUUUAAUAUGAAAGCAUCUGAAACAAGCGAAGACAAUGAUUACCUGAGAAAAUUAAUAAUCUGACCAUGUAUAUUUCAUGUGUAUGUAAAAGUGAUGAUGAUUGGGUUAUUUGUUAAUUUAUUUUGUAUUUUCGUACAAAAAUAUAUUUUCCUACAAUCAACAGGUGAAGCUCUAUCUUUUCUGUAACACAAAUUUCUUCAUAUAACUAUAUUUUUAUAUAUUUCAAAUUGAUUCACUUAGAUACAUUUAGAAUAAAUAACUAGAAACCUUAACAAUAAUGCUAUUUUAUACCCCUUAGAUAAAAUUAUGCUUUCUUUAGUAAAUGUAUUUAUUAUAGUUUUUGUGAGUGUUUAGAAAAGGGGGUUUAUAAGGUUAAAUUAUAAUUCAUGUGUACAGAUCUUAUGGCAAGCAAAAGCAUUUAACAACCUCCUAUUAUUAUAUUUUCAAGGUUAAAGACUAAAAAGAGAGAGAAAGAGAAUAGAUGGGAACUUUUUUUUUUAACAUGAUGAAGAUCAUUUAUGAAAAACUUGUAAUUAGCAGCAUACUUAAUAAUGAAAGACAGAAGGACUUCCCUCUAACAUCAGAAAUAAGACAAGGAUGCCUGUGCUUGUCUUCUAUAAAACUCAUUUUUUUAGGCUCUAUCCAGUGAAAUUAGGUCUUAAAUAAAAUAAAAGUUAUCUAGAUUGUAAAAGGAGAAGUAAAACUAUAAUGUGGGUUGUGUAAUUCCUUUGAAAAUCCAAAGGAAUACUCUAAGAAAACAUUUAGAAUUAAUAACUGAAUGAGCAAACUUACAGGGAAUAACAUCAAUUGUACUUCCAUAAAAUGUGAGUGUAACAACAAUAAUAUUAAGAAAGUAAUUAUAAUUACAAUAGAAUGCAAAAGGUAAAACAGAAAUGGAAUAGACAGUUUAGAAGUAGUCAUAACAUUUGUGAUUGAUUUUUUGAAUAUCAGAUUUCAUGCAAAAUGAUGAAGUUGAACUUCUACCUCACAAAAAAAACACGCAAAAUGAGCCAAAGAUUUAAAUGUGAGAACAAAGGCUAUAUAGCCUUCAGUAGAAAAUGAGGAAUGCAUUUUCAUAAUUUUGGGUUAGACAGUGGUUUAUUAAUUAGAUGAUAUCAAAAGUACAAGAUACAAAAAUGUAGACAAAUUAGAUGCCAUUAAAUUAUAAAGUAUUUGUGGUUUUUAAGGACAUAAUUAAAGCAAAACUCAGUCUAUAGAAUAAGAGAAGAUUAUUGCAAAUUGUAGGUCAGAUAAGAGAAUUGGGGUUUAAAAAUAUAAAUAAAUGUUGUUACUCAAUAAAAAUAAAUAGCCCAAGUUAAAAAAUGAGCAAAAUAUUUAAAUUGAUAUUUCUCCAAAGAAACCAUUCAAAGACCAAUAAACACAUAAGCUUGACAUCUAAUUAGCUAGCAGGGAAAUGCAAAUCAAACUUGUACUGAGAUAUUACUUUAUAGCCUGCAUGAUAUUACUUUAUAUCCUGCAUGAUAACUAUUAUCAGAAAAGUAUUGGAGGGGAUGUGUAUUGGUGGGAAUACAAAAUUGUACAAUCAGUUGGGGGAAGACUGAGAGUUCCUGAAGUCAUAAAGAUAUGAGUAAAAAAUUCCCCUACUAGAUAUGUCUACAUAAAACUUAUAAAGACAUGUUAAUACCAGUCAUUAUUCAUAAAGGCAAAAAUAUGAAUAGGUAAACAUACACCAUAUACACCAUAUAAUAAAUGAAUAAACAAGAUGUGUCAUAGUUACACAAUGGAAUUUUUUGACAAUACAAAAGAAAUGACAGACUUAUAUAUGCUGCAACUUGGAUGAACCUUGGAAA